ACCACAGUGCGCUUGUCAUCUGCACGGUUUUUCUCUGCACUGUAUUUUGCUUUUUAUUGAUAAAAGUUACUGAAUCCGUGAUUAGAGCAAGGAACCCUUGUUAUCGGUGGUCGUUGCUGGUGCCGCCCUACAGACGUCGAUAAAGCCUUCGACAGCAGUGCACAACGCCGCUGAAGUACACGUUAUGCGGUACAAUCAUCGAAUUCCGUGGCACAGCUGGUGAUCCGACUCGGUGGCAGAGUGCUACAGCAGUAUACAGUGCAUUUCGGGGGUUCCCUUCCCAUCCACGAAGUUCAGUUUCAGUUUCCUACACAGGUCACGAAAGUGAACUACCUUACCCUUGUUUUUGUACGCCCACACGAAUCCACCCCGAACACCGGAAGGCAACACGGAAUGUCUCUCGAUGCGAGUGUACUCCCAUCGGAACUGCUGACGACGGCUGCCCCGUUGGUCGGACUAUCUGGGCUGGAUGUGCAGCGCAAUGCCGUGCACAAAACGAUCUGGGAUGCGUUCAACAAUGCCAAAAAGCCGGACACUGAAUCCAUCCAGUAUAAGUUGCUGCCACCGAACUACGAGUUUCCCGUCUCGAAACCCAAACACCAGUCCUACGAAUGGUACACACCGAAGGGAAUACUCAAGCGCAACUGGAUGCUGAAGCACCUGCACGUGCUACCGGCGGUGGUGGUGCUGUUUCAGGACCUCGAAUGGAACGAUCCGAAAUGGACGGAAAAGCAGCUCCAGUGUGCUGCCACGAUACAGGUGCUAAAGAAUUCGCUGCAGGGCCGCAACACUCGUAUCGCCAUAGCACUGUUGCAGCGCGGCAACUAUCUGCAGCAGGGCGAAGAUAUGCUCGCGUCAGAACGGGCCGCCCAGCUAACGAGCAAUUGCGACAUAAAUGCGAAAAUGUUGUUCGUGCUUCCACACAACGAUCAUCUGAUGGGACACAUCUUCCGGCUACAGUCGGCAUUUCUCGAGCUGGCUCAAUCGUACUAUACGCAGAUGAUGAAACAGAUCCGCCUCCACCGGGAUCAGCUGACCGAUGCACACACGGUACUGAAGAUACGGCAUCAGUUUAAACUCGGCUUCAUUUCCGAGCUAAAACUCGACCAAUCAAAUGCGCUGCGACACUACCGGCAAACGUACACGUUUCUGGACGAUGUGCGAAUCGUCGACACGAACUGUCUCGAGCUGAAAACCAUUGCCGGGUUUGUCAAUUACAAGAUGUGCAAGCUGUUCUUCCGUCUGAACGCACCGAAAGACUCGAUUUCGCAGUUUAAAAAUCACAUCCAAAAGUACCGGCAGCGGUCCGGCUUCAAGGAGUUGCUGUUUGAGCAUUACGCCUGGUUAAGCGUACAGUACGGCGCAUUUGCUGAACUGUUCUGUGACGCAGUGAAAAAUGGACUUGCGCCGUUGCAAACGCAACAUCCGGGUAUCUACUUCCACAAGGCGGCCGAGUACAUUGGGAUGCGCAAGGAAGCUUUCCUGCAGUGUACCGCACUCGGUACGCCGGGUGCUUCGGAACUAGGCUCGAUCAGCAAUUCCGCCCUGUACAGCGAUUUCUUCGGCAUUCGGGGUAGCGUAAAGACGGGCGAACCCGUAUCGGAACAACAGAUUAUCUGUUUGGUGCAGGAUAAUGAGAAAGCCUACAACCACUCGGGCGAAAUUAUUAGCCUGCUCGGGAAAGCGAUGGCACAGUUCAAGGUGUACCGGUGUUUGCGGUUUCGCAAAAAGCUUGCGAUCGAUAUGGCGGAAGAGUAUCUGAAGAGCGGAGAUCAUUCGAAGGCCCUCACGCUUUACUCGCUAAUGUUGACCGACUAUCGGGUGGACAAGUGGUACACGAUAUUUACCCAGGUGCUGCUAAAAACGCUUCAUUCUGCGUACUUGUCCGCAUCGGUGCCGGAUUUCGUAGCUUGCAGCAUUGAAGCACUUUCGCCAAGGAUCGCCAUGGAAAAGCAGGAUCGUAUACUGAUACUGGAAAACCUCUGGAAGGUGUUUCACCGCGUUUCACCGGUUUCGAGUAGCUUGAUAGCGCCCGAACUUUCCAACAGCUGGCAAACGGCUCUAACCACCUUUAACGCACCGAUCAAGCUAGAUCUCGAUCGAUUGAACGAUCUAGUCGAGUGUCGGCUUACGUUCGAGAAGCGACAGAUUAAGAACGAUGAAAAGCUACAGCUACUGCUGUACAUCCGCUCGCUUACGGAGGUUCCGCUGAAGUUGAAAAAUUUCUCCAUUCUCCUAACGGACCUCAAGUCAAGCAGUGUACGAAUUAAUGCGUCCCAGUACGCAGAGUAUGCUGACCCUACCGAACAUACCGAGAGCUCGAAAGCAAUCGAAGAGUUUAUUCUCGAGCCGGAAAAAUGCUACCGUAUACUGUUCAUCGGAGAUCGAUACCUUUUCGCCGAAAGUGUCGACGUUCAUAUCUUUCGACUCGAGCUACAGAUGGGUUCGGAAAAUACGCACGCUGUGCUAUCGGUGCGAGAGAAGCUCAACACGAGCAAACCGUUUAAAUCGUACAAUCCACACAAGGAUUGUAUGGAAAGCAUUGGUGUUAUAAGCUCGUGCUAUAUCAUUCCAACCUUCCAUCUGGGUUCACAAACUAAACCAACCAACCAACCGAUGCUGACGAACGAAUUCCAUCAGGUAACGACGAAAAUAUUCAACCAGUCUGACCUUUGCCUACAGAACGUCGGUGUGAGCAUCAGUGUACCGCAGUUGCUACGGAACAAUGUAUUUUUGACAACCGAUCUGAAUCAUCCGCUGCAGAAGAUUCAUUCCCACGUACAGAUCGAUAUUGGCGAGCUGCAGAUGCAAUCGUCGACGACCGUUUCGUACUACCUCGCCAGCCUGGUAGCGGGCAACAUAGAGCUGAAGCAGAAAAUGUACUAUCAGAUGGAAAAUUUACACCAAAGCAAAACGGAACCGCUAGGUGGCGGUCCGGCGGGAAGUACACUGAACGGUGGGAGCGGAACAAUCGAUUCACCGUCCACACCGAACAGCGAAAAGGAGGACCUAGCGAAGCUGCUGGCAAAUGAGAAAAAUCUGCAAAAGUACGUGAACAAUCACAACGUUAAGAUUGAAUUUGUGCACGAAGACGAACAGGUGGUGCGCAAGAUUAAGGAAGACACGGUGGUAGUGCCGUGUGUGGAAGAGAUCAAGCUUACCGGCCGAUUCUACACGCUUAGCCGGGAAGCACUUGGGCAGGCGUAUCGGAAUGAAGAUUUUUUGCUGCGCAUUAAUGUGGAAAUUAAAUCGCCCGAUCCGAUCGAUAUACUCGAAACGCAAUUUGUUAGUGAUCAUAAUAUAGUGGAAAAACCAUACCAAGGUGGUGAUACUAUUUGCGGCAGUGGCUUAAGACCGGCGAGUCGGUUUGAGGAACUGAAGCUACUUAGUGCAACAAACUGUACCCGUGAUUGGGUAUCGCGCGGCGAUUAUCUUUCGAACGAUACGCAGCUCGUGUUUAAUCGUUCACGUUCGCCCGAUAGUAGCGGUGGGUCAGCAGCAACGGCCUUACCGGCAUCGAACCGACCGACGGAAGAGCAGUACAACAAAAACCUUCUCUCGAAACUGCCUACGAAUGCAACGAUAAUCGGUAGCACUAGUGCACAGCUAACCAAUCAGAUGAACUUAUCUCUAACCCAUCAUCCUUCACAUGCUGCCUUGGCUGAUACAACUACCGCGAUCACAAUGACGGACGCUGACGGUGCUGCUUUGUCACCUUCAGCAAAGGGAACUGGCAACACUGCCAACACCACCACCACCACCACUAGUAUGACCACAUCCACCGGGAGUGUAGAAGAUUUCAAGGUGAAACCGCUCCCACUUAACGAGGCGUCCGCAUUGUCAUCCACCGCGUCGAAGCUAACCGGCGAUGAUCUGUCCGCGAAGAAUGUAACGAAAACCAUCUACAACCGGGCGCUCGAUUGUGUGCAGCUUACGAACAAUGAUCGAAACGGUUUCAUCAAUGCGCACUACAAUCGUCCCGAAGCGGGUGCAAAUGUGGCUAGUGCGGCACAAGCUGCCACAUCGUGGCCAAUCUUUGGAAUGUAUUGCGUACGGUGGAGUCGCUCACGAACGCCAAACGUAGUGAAUGAGUCGAAGUUUAUUAUCAAUGGAAUCGAAGUCAUCGAUCCACCACUUAAUCUGUAUUGUUACAUCGAGCAACGAAUGUACGUACGGUUACCGAUGACGUUACGCAUCACGCUGCGUAAUCCAACGCGUAGAAUUCUUCAUCUGCAAGCAAUACUGAACAGUUCCGAUAGUUUUAUGUUUGCCGGUCAUCGACAGUUAAACGUAUCGAUAUUUGCGUACUCCACGUACGAUCUGCUGUUUAAUCUAUGUCCACUGAAAGCCGGCUGGCAACCGUUGCCCGAACUACAGCUAGAGUAUCAAAAUUUUCAAACCGCAACACCCACCCCCGGUGGGGUAAGUAUGCCCGGGACGCAAACGGUACCGGUUAAAGGUGCGGCAGAUACGGCGACUGUUGCAGCACCACCCGUAGACGAUGUGAUAGUGGCGGACGGUAUGGAAAGCCAGCGCAAGGCGGAGCUGGCCUCGCUUGUGCAGCGGUGGAUGCCGAAAAUGGUGUUUGUUCAUCCACCAACGAGGACACUGUGAUCAACAACAAUAUAUUAGUGGAGACAGGGAGCAGACGAUUGGAUAUUUAAUUUCAAACCCAUCCCACUUAUCUUUGUGCUCCGGUUGUGUGAUUUGUCGUCGUAGUUAACCACGGGAAGCACGUUCCGUUUGAAGUAGUGAGUUUGAAAUUUAUUUAACUUCCGUAUCCAUUUGCCCGUUUUAUGCACCGUGGGCAUAAGAGAAACGAUAGAGGACAGUGCGGAUGUUAGGAAAAAUGCUUCCUAAGUAAUGUUUGUUGCUAAACAAACAACAACAAAACUAAAGAAGGGCAUUAUUAGAGUCGGCGUGUGUGUGGUAUGGAUGAGUUUUAUAGAGAAAAGGUACGAAUUGUUAACAUGAUUAGAGAGAUAGAAAUGGAUAAAGUAUCGGUAUUGAAAGAUUUAUAGUUAUGUGAGAAGUUGGCGUAGCUAAUGAAGGGAGAAAACAAAACAAAAACUAACUGAAAAAGGGCGAUAAAAUGAUAACGCUAAGGUGAGAACCGCGGUUUUGAAAGUGGCUAGUGGCAAUAUUUAAAUCCGGUCUAUUGGGAUAUAUUGGUGUAGGAAAGCUAUUAAGGAGAUGAAUUCUUUCGAAUUCUUUCUCCCCUCAGUUCGUUUUCUUCUAGUGCACACACCGAACCCCUUGGCGAAUAAAGGUGAAUUCGAUCAUUUACAUGAAAAGCGUGA
Anopheles funestus (African malaria mosquito) is the source of this 5300-nucleotide messenger RNA. It is a transcript of the gene gry, whose product is annotated as trafficking protein particle complex subunit 11. The coding region runs from base 394 to 4614 and encodes 1406 amino acids. The record is from RefSeq and is a predicted model, not a curated record. Gene Ontology annotation, cellular component: cytoplasm. The transcript is spliced from 8 exons. NCBI's taxonomy places the organism in Eukaryota, Metazoa, Arthropoda, Insecta, Diptera, Culicidae.